AUGACAUCUGAAGAAGCACCCGAGUAUACGAGCGAGCUCAACGUCCUGAGCCCAGUAUCUCCCAAACCUGUCCAUUACCCAGUGCCAUCUAACAUUCCUGUCCUUGAGAACCAAAUCGACCCCGUCUUUAACCAGACUGGGACACACAUGGUUGAUCCCCUCGCUCAACAGCUCCCGCCUCCCAUGUAUCUCGACCAGCAAGCUGCCUCCUACACCCACAACCUUCAUCAACAGCAGCAGCAACCCGCCCAAAAUGACCACUCUCAUUCUCAAUCUAACCACCCUGAAGCCUACAUGACUCAACAGGCAGGUCAAGUAGGGCAGGGUCAAACCCAAGCUUCCCAGGCGCAGGAUCAGGGCCAUCAAGCUUAUCAUCAGGCGCAAGAGCAUGCAUCGAUUGGAACGGAUAGUCAGACCAAUCAAGUUCCUCCUGUCGUUCAUUAUGACGAGAAGUUCUCUUACCAACCUGCUGCCCCUGGCGUUGUCGCUUCCUCUGACGCCUCUGCCACUGCAUCUGUUCCAUCUGACCUCCCUUAUCCUUCUACUGCUGCCCACCAUCUUCCUGCCUUGUCAAACCAGUCCAACAACGAAGCCUCUUUCCAGAGCAAUUCCUUCCAGCCUCACAGCCAAAGCAACGUCAACGCGUCUGAGCACCCUCCAGGUGUCGAUGCCAAUAGUCUGCAAAACCUGCUCAACAACUUGUCAAAUCCCAGCCAUAGUCAGGCUCAGUCCGCUUCUCCAUCCUCUCAGGUCGCACAACCCACAUCCGGUGCUACAAACACAGCAUACGCUGCUCAACAUGAGCAAGCCUAUCCAUCCUACACGAACAACCCUCAAACUCAGCAAUCGCAGCAGCAACAGCCAAACGGAGGGCACACAACCAGCAAUGUAAGAGUAGGAGCCAAUGGUCUGCCACCUCCACCCGUAGCCUCAUUCCAGCAAGGCAUGAAACUUGAGAGUCAGCGCGAGAGGAAGCUAGCAACAGGAGAAGCUCUAGACGAGGAUGAUCAGCCAUGGACACCCGAGAUUCAGCAGCGCUACGACAAGUUUCUUACUGAGGAAAGAAAGUAUGUGACUGAGGGCAAUUGGGAACAGUUUCCUUAUGGAUCGAGGUUGUUCGUGGGAAACCUCUCGAGUGAGCGCGUGACGAAGCGCGACAUUUUCCACGUCUUCCACAAGUAUGGUGAUCUGGCCCAGAUCUCCAUCAAGCAGGCGUAUGGUUUUGUACAGUUUCUGGAAUCUGGUGGUUGCUCAAAGGCCAUCAAUGCGGAGCAAGGAAAGACGAUCCGUGGCAAGAAGAUUCAUCUCGAGGUUAGCAAGCCUCAGAAGAACCGCAAUCCCGAUCCUCGCGCUCCUCGUCGUUCACGUUCGCCCGAAACUGGCCGAGCUGGCAGCUCAUCGGUAAUCCCAGAUCGCUACUUGCCAGGCGAUAGAAGAGCAGAAAGAGAUAGGGAUAGGAACAGAGACAGAAGGUCUCGCGAUUAUCGCCCUGGAAGAUCGCCUUCGCCGCGGUCUCCCAGGUCUCCUAGAUCGUACCGUGGCCGUGAUCGAAGCAGAGACAGAUAUGACGCUCGUUACAGGAGCAGGUCAAGAACACCGCCCUAUGGCAGUCGCGGUGGUCGCUUCCGCAGUCCCAGUCCUCCAAGACUUUCGAGACGCAACAGCGACGACGAUCUGCCGCUGCCACGAAGAGCUCCACGCGAUGUGCCAGACGUGCAAAUCAUUGUUCUGGAUGAUCUCGAUCGCAACUUCAUCGCCUGGUUGGAACACUCCUUCACACUCCAGGGCAUUCGUGUCGACGUUCUGCUUCUAUCUCCACGUCUAUCGGAAGCUGCAGUCGUGCGCCGUCAGAUCCUAGAAGGUGUUCUCGCUGUCUCGCGCAUCACCCGCAUCAACCAACAAACAGCCAAGAUACCCCUGCAGAUCUUUGAUCGUCGUGCUGGCAUUGAGAAUGUUCGCUUCGACGAGUAUGACAACCUCGAUCCUACUAUUGCUGCUCAAUUGGUUCUGCGCGCAAAGGCUGCUCCUGCCUAUGCGCCCCCUCAGCCUGUACCUGCCCCAGUGCAGUAUGGUUAUGGCGCAGGCGUCACUACUGCCGCUCCCAACCUAUCUAAUCUUAUCACUUCUCUUGAUCCUACUGGCUUGCAGAAGCUGCUUGGUGUCAUGCAGCCACCUGGCAUCCCAACUGGCCCACACCCUGGCCUUCCUCCUGCCACAGCCUUGACACCAGACUUGGCCAAACUUCUGGGCAAUGCGGCUGCAGUGCGCCCACCGCCACCUCCGUUACCUUCACCAGGCAUUCGUACACCUGGUCUUCAGUCUCCACCUUCCUACGCUCAGCCGCCUCACCCUCAGCAGGAUCCCCUCGCUGCUCUGAGAAACAACCCUGCACUGGCUAGCUUACUCGCUCAGCAACAGCAACAGCAGCAGUCGCCUCAAAAUAUCAACAUCCCUCAUUUGGGUGUCCAGACGCCUGAUAUACGCUCUCCUGUUCAACCUCAGCGACCACAAACUUUGCCCAAUCCUGGACAACCUGAUAUGGCAGAUAUUCUUGCCAAGCUCGGUUCAUACAGGCGGUAG
Messenger RNA from Aureobasidium melanogenum CBS 110374, 2580 nucleotides. RefSeq lists its product as uncharacterized. The coding region runs from base 1 to 2580 and encodes 859 amino acids. Gene Ontology annotation, molecular function: RNA binding. The record is from RefSeq and is a predicted model, not a curated record. Lineage: Eukaryota; Fungi; Ascomycota; Dothideomycetes; Dothideales; Saccotheciaceae. The transcript is spliced from 2 exons.